Messenger RNA from Erythranthe guttata (spotted monkey flower), 2197 nucleotides. RefSeq lists its product as uncharacterized. Gene Ontology annotation, cellular component: nucleolus. Gene Ontology annotation, biological process: transcription by RNA polymerase I; nucleosome assembly. Gene Ontology annotation, molecular function: DNA binding; histone binding. The record is from RefSeq and is a predicted model, not a curated record. Lineage: Eukaryota; Viridiplantae; Streptophyta; Magnoliopsida; Lamiales; Phrymaceae.
AAAAACCGAACCGGAAUCCGGUCUGGGUGUCAUUCUUAUUGCCAACUCGCAGGCGCACGAUAGCACACACCCCUUCUCUUCUGGGUCCUUCGGAUUUUCUUUAUCUCACACUGCCUCGCUAAGGGAUUCCCCCAAAAUUUUCAACCACGAAACCCUAUCGCUCCGCCUCCCUUUUAUCUCCACAACGACGCCCUCCAUUCAGAUCCGCCUUCGUUCCGAUCAAUUUGGGUUUUAUCGUUCCGAUUUUGCCGAUUUCGAUACCGGAUUCGUCGAUUUUGAGAUCUGGGAAUUUAAGUUCUGUGAGAUCCAGCACCCACAUCUUCUGCUGUUACCGGGUUUUUGAGAAGUGCAAUGCGAGAGUAUGAAAGAAAUGAGUAUGAAGACUGGGAUGAGUAUGAGGAGGAUGGUGAAGAGGAAGAAGAAGGCGCUGAGGAUGGAUAUGAAGAAGAACCCGAGCCGCCCACCGAGGAGCAGUUGGAAUAUCUUGAACUGAGGCAAAGAUUAAAAGAUAAAAUCAGAAAGCAGAGGGGGAUUGCCACCGCUUGCCCUCGUGGCAAAACGAAUACAUACCGUAAAGACGAUUAUGGUUCCUUCUUUGGGCCUUCACAGCCGGUUAUAGCUCAGAGAGUAAUCCAAGAAAGCAAGUCCUUGUUGGAAAAUCCAGAUUUGGCAGCAAGGCUCUCUAAACCUAGUCAUAAUCAUACUAACAACAAUAAGAGCCGUAUUUCAGCCCCUGUCAGACCAAAAUCUCAGCCCAGCUAUCGGCCGAGCGCUACAAAUGGGGUGAAAAGGAAGGCCGAAAUGCUGAAAAGCACAAGGGAUUAUUCUUUUCUAUUAUCCGAUGAUGCUGAGGUUCCGGCUCCCUCGAGAAGCCCGCCACCAAGAAACGUGUCGACCCCCAAGUCUGAUGCACGACCUGCUCAACCUCAGCAGAGGAGCAAAGAAGCUGUGAUUCAGCGCGGAAGAGAAGUCUCGAAUGGCCGUGACGUAAGGAAGCCAAUGCCUGCAAGCAGCCAAAGCAGAGCCAAAUCUGUGCCGGAGAAGGUGGGCCACGCUAGGAAGUUGCCGCCAGAUCAUAGUGGUACCGCUAGGAAACAGCUGGGGAGCAAUAGUGGAAGUGGGCCCGGUCGGCCACUGGUGCCGAAAAACAUGCCUUCAAAGAGUCCAGUGCGGCCACCUGCAGCGAAGGCCCCCACAGCUGUUGCCAGAAAUACUGUGGUGGGUAGGGUUCAAAAACCAACCACCCCUUCACCCAUGCAAUCUGUUGUGCGUAAACCAACGGCCUCGAAUCCACCACCUGGCAUUCGUAGACCAACUCCUUCUUCUGGUCAACCUUCGGUUUCGAGGAGACCAGUACAAAAGGAAUAUCAAGAAACGCAGAGGCCAAAUGCUGUGGCGAAACAGACAUUGCCCCCUUCCUCUAGAGAUCAGAUGAAGCGGCCAGUAUCGAAGCCACCAGUUCGUAGUACAUCGGUAGAUCAAAGACCGAAACCAGCACCUAAGAGGCAGCUUCGUGAUGAAGAUUCUGAUGGUGAAAAUGCUAUAAGCAUGAUCAGACAAAUGUUCAGGUAUAAUCCGAACAAGUUCAGAGAUGAUGAUGAUGUUAGUGACAUGGAGGCCAAUUUUGAAGAUAUACAGAGGGAGGAAAAACGCAGUGCAAAAAUUGCCCGUAAAGAAGAUGAAGAGCAGCUCCGAUUGAUUGAAGAGGAGGAAAAAAGAGAACGGAUGCGAAUGGCUAAGAAGCGCAAGAUGGGCCAUUAAUUCCUAAAAUACCCAAAUGAAGCGCAAGCUGAGCCGGGCCCCACCAACGAUUUGAAAUAGUAAAAUGAAACCCGAUAUUUUGAGAAGCAGCUCAAAAAAUCCCUCAGAAUGGCAGUGAUUGAAUACAUUAGUUACGAGGUACGUGGAUUAGUCAUCGAUCUCCAGUUCUAAUUGUGUAUUGAAGUGAGGGGCACUGACAGAUUUUCGAUUUGAUUUCUUUAUUUCUUUUUACCUUUAUCAGAGGGUGAAUAUGUAAUUUAUUGAUUUUAGCUUUUAAAUAGGUAGAUCUCGAAUCUUGAUAAUAGUUUCUAACAUUUUCGGUUGAUCUUUUUAAUGAAAAGUUGGGUGUGGGGAGGCAAGUCUUUUCUUUUGUGUAGAGACUAAUAACUAAUAAUUAUGUCUGGUUUAUCACUACAUUGACAGUUGGCUGUGUGAA